UUUCUCAAUCUUGUUACGAGAUAUUACAAACUAUUUUUACAUACACAACUGUACUUCUAUUUCUAUAUGAGUUUUAUAUCUAUAUAUUAGAAAAUAUAUUCAUUUUAACGAAUAAUAUGCCGAGAAGUACAAAUUAUUAAUUGUUAGAUUACAAUUUUUUAUUGCUGAUAUGGUGAGGCUAAUUAUGUCGUAAAUGAAUUACAAUUUUUUAUUGCUGAUAUGGUGAGGCUAAUUGUGUCGAGAAUGCAUUGCACAAGUUUUAUACCUUUACGAUAUUUUUCAGCAAAACCAAAAGUUAUACUUGAUAAUGCAGUAUCUACUUUACUGUCUAAUAAUGAAAUGAAACAUAGGUUUCAUCCAGGUAUUGUUAAUCCUAGAACACCAAUAUUCCCACAAUGGUCAAUAAAGGAAAUACGAAAUAUUUUGAAAGAGAAACAAAUAGUCCUGAAAGAAAUUAAGGAGAGUGCAAAGAAAUUAACUCAUCAUUUGAAUAAGCGUCAUCCACCAUUAGAACAAUCUGAGUUGACAUCAAAAUUACUGAAAGUAGAAGAACGUUUAAAUAUUAAUAACCAUGGCGAGAAAAUAUUGAUAGAGGAUAUAAAUUUAAAGAAAAAUGCAAAGGCUAGACUGAUUUUGAAACAAAACAUUUAUAACUGGCAACCAAUAAAUUAUGAUAAGUUUACUUCCUUGACAUAUCUAGUUGGCAGAUGUGUCCAAAAUUACACGGUUUCGCAUAAAAUUUUUGAUGAAAUUAAAUCACGCGACAAAAAUUUUAAACCCACGACAUUGUUUGACUUUGGCUCUGGUAUUGGCACAGUCAUGUGGACAGCAUCUGAAAUUUGGCCGAAUACAUUAAAAGAAUAUUUUUGUGUUGAAACAUCGGAAUCUAUGAUUGAAUUAUCAGAAAGAUUAGCGAAAGUUGCCAAGCCUAAAAUCAAAGACGCUUUCUAUCGGCAAUAUUUUCCUCUUUCUACGAAUCGAACUUAUGAUAUUGUAGUGAGCGCGUACUCUUUGUUCGAGUUGCCGGGUAUGGAAUCGCGUCUUGAUAUAAUAUUAAAGCUUUGGGCAAAUACUGAGAAUUAUUUGGUUAUUAUAGAAGAAGGAACCAAUGCAGGUUUUAAACUAGUAAACGAAGCAAGAGAUCUCGUUCUCAAAUACGCAAACUCGAAACAUAGGCGCGGGACACAAUUCGCCCAUGUUUUCGCACCUUGUCCACAUGAUUUCGAGUGCCCAAGACGCGCUACCGAUAAUACUCCGUGCAAUUUUAGUGUUUUAUAUCAUCCAUUGCAAUUUCUGGGUGGUCGGCAACACAUACCAGAAUUAUAUUCCUACGUCAUAUUAAAGAAAACUAAACGUUCUGAAGACGACGAACAAUGGCCAAGAAUUGUGCGAAGUGUAUUAAAGCGUUCUAAUCAUACGAUUUGUCGCAUGUGCACCGCCAAAGGCGAAUUGAAGGAAGAAAUAUUUACGAAAUGCAAACACGGAAGACAUAUGUAUCGUUGUGCGAGAGUGAGUGAAUGGGGCGACAGAUUACCUCUGCAUUACGAACAGCAGCAAGAAAAUCAAGAAACUGAUAUAGUUAAUGAAAUAAUUCUUAAAAAUGAAAAUACAUAGAGUAAGGAAAUAAAGUUUUAUUAAAUUUUAUAACCUACUGUUAUUUUGUAUGUACAUACUUCUUCUAGAAUAUAUUACUUCUCAAAUUGGAUGAAA
Pogonomyrmex barbatus (red harvester ant) is the source of this 1710-nucleotide messenger RNA. RefSeq names its product ribosome assembly protein METTL17, mitochondrial. Gene Ontology annotation, biological process: translation. The record is from RefSeq and is a predicted model, not a curated record. Gene Ontology annotation, molecular function: structural constituent of ribosome; methyltransferase activity. Gene Ontology annotation, cellular component: mitochondrial small ribosomal subunit. NCBI's taxonomy places the organism in Eukaryota, Metazoa, Arthropoda, Insecta, Hymenoptera, Formicidae.